AUGAAGGGCUUGUUUAAGUCUAAGCCCAAGACCCCUGCUGAAAUCGUCCGUCUCACUCGGGAUCUCCUCGUCUAUGUCGAUCGAACUCCUGCUGAUGCUCGCGAUCCCAAGCGAGAAGAAAAGAUGCUGGAGCUGAGCAAACUUAUUCGGGAUUUGAAGUCGAUUCUUUAUGGAAACAGUGAAGCUGAGCCUGUAGCAGAAGCUUGUGCUCAACUGACGCAGGAGUUCUUCAAGGAGAAUACCUUGCGUCUGAUAAUUAAUUGUCUACCGAAGUUGAACUUAGAGACCCGAAAGGAUGCUACACAAGUCGUUGCAAAUCUUCAAAGGCAACAGGUCCAAUCGCGGCUCAUCGCUUGUGAUUACUUGGAAGCAAACAUAGAUUUGAUGGAUACUUUGAUAGGCGGUUAUGAGAAUCCAGACAUGGCUUUACAUUACGGUACAAUGCUAAGGGAAUGCAUACGCCACCAGAGUGUUGCAAGAUAUGUCUUGGAAUCUGAGCAUAUGAAGAAGUUUUUUGAUUUUAUACAGCUUCCAAACUUUGACAUUGCUGCUGAUGCUGGUGCAACUUUCAAGGAACUCUUGACGAGGCACAAAUCAACUGUUGCUGAGUUUCUCUCGAAGAACUAUGACUGGUUCUUCGCAGAAUAUAACUCAAAGCUGCUUGAAUCUCCGAAUUACAUUACUCGAAGACAAGCUGUGAAGUUGCUGGGAGAUAUGUUACUGGAUCGCUCUAAUGCAGCUGUGAUGACUAGAUAUGUUAGCUCAAGAGACAAUCUGAGAAUUCUGAUGAAUCUUCUCAGAGAAUCCAGCAAGAGCAUUCAAAUUGAAGCAUUCCAUGUUUUCAAGUUAUUUGCUGCCAACCGAAACAAGCCUCCUGAUAUUGUUGGCAUCCUUGUCGCCAACAGAAGUAAACUUCUGCGCCUCUUUGCCGAUUUUAAAACUGAAAAAGAGGACGAACAGUUUGAAGCUGACAAAGCUCAAGUGGUGAGAGAAAUUGCUGCACUAGAGCCCAAAGAGGGCCUAUGA
Molecule: messenger RNA, 1026 nt
Organism: Oldenlandia corymbosa var. corymbosa
Lineage: Eukaryota; Viridiplantae; Streptophyta; Magnoliopsida; Gentianales; Rubiaceae
Source: the annotation of a GenBank genome assembly